Messenger RNA from Pieris macdunnoughi, 1278 nucleotides. NCBI's taxonomy places the organism in Eukaryota, Metazoa, Arthropoda, Insecta, Lepidoptera, Pieridae. The record is from the annotation of a GenBank genome assembly.
AUGUUCAAUAAUCAACUUAUGGCUGAUGUGACAUUCAUUGUUGGACCACCAGGUCAUAUCCAAGUUAUCCCAGCUCAUAAGUAUGUCUUGGCAACUGGAAGUUCCGUAUUUUAUGCUAUGUUUUAUGGAGGAUUAGCAGAGUGCAAGCAAGAGAUACAGGUACCUGACGUGGAACCAUCUGCUUUUCUAACUCUACUCAAAUACUUAUACUGUGAUGAAAUUCAAUUGGAAGCUGAUACAGUGCUAUCAACGCUAUAUGUAGCAAAGAAGUACUUUGUCCCACAUGUAGCAAGAGCAUGUGUGAACUACUUAGAAACUAGUCUUACAGCAAAAAAUGCAUGUUUGCUUUUAAGUCAAUCUAGAUUAUUUGAGGAACCAGAAUUGAUGCAAAGGUGUUGGGAAGUAAUUGAUGCGCAGGCUGAAAUGGCACUGACAUCUGAUGGUUUUAUUGAUAUUGAUGUAUCAACUCUGGAAUCAGUACUAGCAAGAGAAACUUUAAAUUGCAAGGAAAUUAAUCUUUUUGAGGCUGCCUUGGCUUGGGCACAAGCUGAAUGUGUCCGUCGGGAAAUAGAACCCACACCAACUAAUAAGAGGGCUAUGCUUGGCAGUGCCAUAUAUUUAGUAAGGUUUCCUACUAUGACUUUGGAAGAGUUUGCCAACAGUGCUGCUCAACUUGAAAUUCUUACUCCUCAAGAAACUAUAGAUAUUUUUUUACAUUUUACUGCGGCUACCAAACCACAGUUGUCUUAUCCAAUAAAAGCAAGAGCUGGUCUUAAGGCUCAGAUAUGUCACCGAUUCCAGUCCUGUGCAUACCGAAGCAACCAAUGGAGGUACAGAGGAAGAUGUGAUUCUAUACAAUUUUGUGUGGAUAAAAGGAUAUUUGUUGUAGGCUUUGGUUUAUAUGGUUCCUCUAAUGGUGCAGCAGAUUACAAUGUCAAAAUUGAAUUAAAAAGGUUAGGACGAGUACUUGCUGAAAACAAUACGAAAUUCUUUUCUGAUGGAUCAAGUAGCACAUUCCAUGUAUACUUUGAAAAUCCUAUACAAAUUGAGCCUGAAUGUCUAUACACUGCAUCUGCAGUGCUUGAUGGAAGUGAACUAAGUUACUUUGGGCAGGAAGGCUUGACUGAAGUUUACAUGGGAACAGUCACAUUCCAAUUUCAUUGUUCUUCUGAGAGCACAAAUGGAACAGGUGUACAAGGAGGCCAAAUUCCAGAACUAAUUUACUAUGGUCCCACAGUGAAUGCAGCAAUAGUUAAUGUUAAUACAAAUGAUGACUGA